This is a messenger RNA of Adineta ricciae, 1053 nucleotides long. The record is from the annotation of a GenBank genome assembly. Lineage: Eukaryota; Metazoa; Rotifera; Eurotatoria; Adinetida; Adinetidae.
AUGACGAUCACAGCUAUAGGCUUUGAAGGUAGUGCCAAUAAGAUCGGCAUUGGUGUAAUUCGUGAUGGUGUAGUUCUUUCGAAUCCACGUCAUACCUAUAUUACACCACCGGGUGAAGGAUUCCGACCGAAUUUAACUGCGAAACACCAUCAAUCGGUUAUACUAGAUCUAUUAGAAAGAGCAUUGAAAGAAGCAAAUAUCGCAUCCCUGGCCGACGUUGAUGUUUUUUGUUUUACGAAAGGGCCAGGUAUGGGUGCACCGUUGAUUGUCGUUGCCACGGUUGUUCGAACACUUGCUCAGCUCUAUAAUAAACCGAUUGUUGGAGUCAAUCACUGUAUUGGACAUAUCGAAAUGGGUCGAUUGAUAACUGGUGCAACAAAUCCUGUUGUUCUAUAUGUCAGUGGUGGAAAUACACAAAUUAUCGCCUAUUCUGAGCAUCGAUAUCGAAUAUUCGGCGAAACAAUCGACAUUGCUGUUGGCAAUUGCUUAGAUCGCUUUGCUCGACUAUUGAAAUUAUCAAAUGAUCCAAGUCCUGGUUAUAACAUCGAACAAUUAGCAAAGAAGGGUCAGAAAUACAUUCCGUUGCCUUAUACAGUUAAAGGUAUGGAUGUUUCCUUCUCGGGAAUUUUAAGUCAUAUAAAAACGAUUAUUGUUGGAAACAAACAAACGCGCAGGACAUCGAACCAAACACCAACCAAUCCUUACUCAAACGAAGAUCUCUGUUUUUCAUUACAAGAAACCUUAUUCGCGAUGUUAGUCGAAAUCACCGAACGUGCUUUAGCCCAUGUUGGUUCCAAUCAAGUUCUCAUCGUCGGCGGAGUUGGAUGUAAUGUACGCUUACAAGAAAUGAUGGGUGUUAUGUGUAAAGAAAGACAAGCAACUGUUUGUGCUAUCGAUGAACGAUACUGUAUUGAUAAUGGUGCGAUGAUCGCUCAAGCGGGUUAUGAAAUGUUUAAUGCAGAUAAAACACGAAAAGGUAUGACAUUAGAAGAAACAUCGUGUUCACAACGAUAUCGUACUGAUGCUGUUUAUGUCAAUUGGAGAGAAGAUUAA